This is a messenger RNA of Vigna angularis (adzuki bean), 3735 nucleotides long. Its product is annotated as preprotein translocase subunit SECY, chloroplastic. Gene Ontology annotation, cellular component: chloroplast thylakoid membrane. The coding region runs from base 65 to 1678 and encodes 537 amino acids. Gene Ontology annotation, biological process: SRP-dependent cotranslational protein targeting to membrane, translocation. Lineage: Eukaryota; Viridiplantae; Streptophyta; Magnoliopsida; Fabales; Fabaceae. Gene Ontology annotation, molecular function: signal sequence receptor activity; transmembrane protein transporter activity. The transcript has 8 exons. The record is from RefSeq and is a predicted model, not a curated record.
UUUUUGUUAGGAGAUUCGGUUAGUGUUCUAGCGUUGGGGAAGUGAAGAGAGUUUGUGGAUAAUAAUGUUGAUAACUGUUAGGGAAGCUUCUUGUUCUUCUCCCCUCAAUUUCUGGCUUAAUCGUUUCAAACCAAAACCCUCUAAACCAUUCAAAACAUCCAUUUGCCAAGCCAGUUUCUCUGUCCAAAGAACACCCACCCAUUCAUGGAAAACUCGGCAUCUCUCAACCUGCAGUGAUGAAGCACACUUUGAUCCCUUGGGUAUCAACUCAAGUUUACCUUCUGCUCUGAAUUCUACCUGGGAAAAUCUGUUGUGCUUGUUUACACAACCAUUUGAGAGUUCUUCGAGUACAGAAAAGGGAAAACCUAACAGCUCACAAGGGGUGGCAGCUGCAAUAGAGAAUAGUUCAAUAGAUUUUGGUGACUUUUUUAAAGGCCCACUUCCAGGGAAGUUUCUCAAACUUUUAGGGUUUCUUGCCUUGUCACGGCUCGGAGUUUACAUACCCCUAGGUGGAGUUAAUAGGGAUGCUUUUGUUGGAAAUUUAGAUCAGAACAGUUUGUUAAGCACUUUGGACUCGUUUUCUGGUGGUGGUAUUGGUAGACUCGGGGUAUGCUCCCUUGGUAUUGUUCCCUUCAUCAAUGCACAGAUUGUUUUCCAGCUUCUUGCACAAAUAUAUCCCAAAUUGCAAGAUCUUCAAAAGAGAGAAGGUGAGGCUGGAAGAAAGAAAAUUCUGCAGUACACUCGAUAUGCUUCAGUCGGAUUUGCCAUUGUGCAGGCAAUCGGCCAAGUUCUUUACCUACGUCCCUAUGUCAAUGACUUUUCUGUAGAGUGGCUUCUUUCUUCUGUAAUCUUAUUGACUCUUGGCUCUGUGUUUACAACAUAUAUUGGGGAACGAAUUACAGACCUAAAACUUGGGAAUGGCACCUCUCUUUUGAUAUUCACGAACAUUAUAUCCUACUUGCCAGCUUCUUUUGGUAGGACAAUUGCACAAGCAUUUAAUGAUGCUAACUACGUUGGACUUGCUACCAUUAUAGUGUCCUUCGUCUUUUUGGUGGUUGGUAUCGUUUAUGUUCAGGAAGCAGAGAGAAAAAUCCCUAUUAACUAUGCUUCUAGAUACACCAGCAAAACCACUGGACUUGAAAAGUCCGCUUACCUACCCUUUAAGGUAAAUAGCUCUGGAGUAAUGCCUAUAAUCUUUUCUACGUCGUCAUUAGCUCUUCCUGGUACUUUAGCACGCUUCACUGGUUUAACUGCUUUAAAGAAGGCUGCGGUGGCAUUAAAUCCAGGAGGUUCCUUCUACCUUCCAUUCAACAUACUGUUGAUAGCCUUCUUCAACUAUUAUUACACUUUCCUACAACUGGACCCUGAUGAUGUGAGUGAACAACUGAAACGACAAGGUGCUUCAAUUCCACUCGUCAGACCAGGCAGAAGUACAGCUACAUUUAUCAAAACAGUUCUUAGUAGAAUAUCAGUUCUGGGUUCAACAUUUUUGGCUAUCUUGGCUGCUGGUCCAGCAGUUGUAGAACAGAUCACUCACUUGACUGCAUUUCGGGGAUUUGCAGGAACUUCUGUUCUUAUUCUUGUUGGUUGUGCAACAGACACGGCAAGAAAAGUUCAAGCUGAGAUUAUAUCCCAAAAGUACAAGAACAUAGAGUUCUAUGAUUUUGAUAAAUAUUGACCGCUUAAAGGAUUAUUUACAAAACUAGAAAAGUUCUGCCACAUGAUUCUCCCCAGAGGAAAUGCUGCUAAAAGCCACCCGUCGUACAACAGUGUAACUUACAUUUUAUAUCGGCCUGUAAAUAAUGCUGUAGAGCAGCCAUUUGCUUUAUUUAUAGUUGGAAUGAUUGCUCGAAAGUCAAUCCGGCUUGGUGGUUUUGGUAGCAUGUAGCACCCCGUCAUCAUUUGUUGCAAUUAAUUAGCGUAUUAUUGGCAUUCCAUUACCACGCAAUCAGGUCGACAAAUUAAGGGCUACGAGUAGCAUUCAAAAUGCAAGAGAACAACGAUUUCACCUGCUCCUUUUUUUCACCCUUUUAACUAUUAGAACCAUUAAACAGAGUUUGAUGCAUACUUUGCACAAUAUUAAUCAGCUUACUCAGAUGAAAAUUACAUGUCAGAUUACACACAACUGAGUGAUACAUCAAAAUUACAAUACAUUAACAUUACAGCCACUUGCUGAGUAUAAACUUACAUCCACCUUUGUAUCUUUCUCAUUAAAAUUCAUAUCAACUACCAGCAAGGGUCUUUAGGCAUGCCGGAUUUGUAACCUACUGAUUCAUUAUCCACACUGAAAUAUGUAGGUUGUUACAACUGAAUCUGAAAACAAAUGUCACUGACUAAGUGUAACUAAUCAUCAUCGGCUUCGGCGGAAAAGUCGGGUUCUUCGGGCUUUGGUAACUUGGGCAUGUCAUCUUUAAUUUUCAAGGCUCCUCUUCGUGUAUUAGCAGCAAAUCUCGAAGCAAGAAUUGUUGCCCCAAGGUUCAAUUUAGCUUGAGCUGAAUUUGAACUGGCAGAAUAGUCCUCAUGUUCUCUCUCACUAGCUACUGUCUCAUCUGAAGGAAUGGAUUCCCUCAAACCGAGGUCUUUCAUAGAUAUCCUUUUCUUAUAUCGGCGCCAAGCAGCCUGUAUAAAGCAGGCUGCCCAAGUCCUCCAAUGGUGGGAAUAAAAUCGAAAAGUGUGCUGCAGCUUUUUACUGUGAAGGCGCCUAAAUUGAUUGGCAACAAACUUGAGGUCUUCAGCCCGAAGAGCAAAAGCCUCAACCUCACUUAUGGCUUUAACUGUCCUGGUUGAAGAAGGCAAAUUAAUGGUUGAUUUUGGGAGUAACGCCCAAGAGAGAAGCUCCUCGCCACAAAAAUCUCCAGGUCUCAAUAUGAUUGAGUUGAAGAAACCAGUACGGCCACCGUUGGUAGUAGAACUAUCCAGUCUACCUCUAAUGAUAAAAAGCAUUUCAGUCACGGGGUCACCCUCACGAACAAUGUAGGUGCCUUGAGUGCUCAGAGACGAUACCAGCCGCUCACAUAUUGCAUCCAGAAGCUGAUCAUCCAUCUGUGAGAAGAAGGGAACCUGAAAACGAAAAAAGUAAUUUGUUUAAAUACUUAUAAAAGAGUAAAUGUAUAUACUUAUUAACAUUCUACGUUCAUUGGCAUCAAUGAGAAUCAAUCUCUCAAUGCAACUUCUAUUCUACCCUACAAUAAGAAGCCCACUUGCUAAUGUCAAACUCAGACACAAGAAGAUAAUUCAAACUAAAGAUGUACCUAAUGCGUAAAUCUUCAAUACAGUAAAGCAUUUUGUGAAACUUUACGCAUUACAGCUCCUACUAAAGGAAAUCAUAAAAUACGAUAUUUUGAUAGAACUGGAAGAACGGUCUAUAUCAAGUUUCAAAUUGUGGACAUGAGCACAGAAAGAUUUGUAUAGAACUUAAAACAGUCAGCAGAAAUCGUACUCUUCUAACAAGGUCUAAGCAAAGGUGUCUUUGAAUAUCACGGCGUAGAUCAGCUGGUAAUGCACGUAGAAUGGUUUCCUCAUCAACUCCACGAGUAGCAAGCCAUUUAUAUUGAACAAAUCGUCUAACACGACUUCUCAAAUCUUCAGGGAGUUGGCGAUGCUUCAUCCAUUCUUCUGUGUCCCUUCGCUUGAGCCUCCACUCCUCAAGCCUUAUAGUGAUAGAUUGCAAAUAUGUCUAGCCAAAGAAAAAACCUCAAUGCAGAAUCAAAUUAAACAAAAAAAAAAACAACUAAA